Molecule: messenger RNA, 2701 nt
Organism: Wyeomyia smithii (pitcher-plant mosquito)
Lineage: Eukaryota; Metazoa; Arthropoda; Insecta; Diptera; Culicidae
Product: homeobox protein Hox-A1a-like
Exons: 4
Coding region: 1020-2543 (507 amino acids)
Biological process (GO): neuron differentiation; regulation of DNA-templated transcription; central nervous system development
Molecular function (GO): DNA binding; DNA-binding transcription factor activity, RNA polymerase II-specific
Source: RefSeq, a predicted model, not a curated record
GGUCAGCAGGUUGCACCUACUUUUGGGAGCUUCGUUUCGUAGAUGGAAUAUAUAUAUAUUAGUAAUGAUUUAGUCCAUACAGUUUAGCGGAAGAUUGGGUGUCAUUCAACUGUUGUACUGUUAUAAUAAAUGUAGAUAAAAGAAACGUUUCAUAAGACCAUAAACCAUCCACUUAAGCGAUAUAUUGUCAUCGUCGUCUUUUCCGCAAAAGAUUCACUGGACCAUGCGACGAGGAUCAAGUUUCCUCUGUAUGCCGGACGGUCGGGAUUGAGUUCAACAUUAUUGUUGCUGCAAAGUGAAUUCAUUAUUAUACACUCGGACUAAAAUCACUCGGUUGAGGGUGGCUCCCGCAUACGAACAGGUGGAACGACAAGUGGUUUUUGAUUUGGUUGGUUUCCCCCGCUUGUGUGUAUGAAAACCGUAAAUGAUGAUGAAUUGAGAAGGAAAAACGGUUUCCUCUCCUACCCCGCAGACGGGAACUAUGGGACAUCAUUUACGUGCUGGAUUCCGUCCGUGGAUGUGCGCUCUGCGUUAGUUCAGUUGGCUGCCGAAUUCAACAACCGCCGGGAUGUGUUCUCCUCCGCAGAAUAGUGCUACGACUGUGUGUGAUUAAAGCGUUAAUUAAUGUGUACAAAUAAUUGCAGUAUCAUAAAGUGACAUAAAGUGACGAAAAGGAUAAAAACAAAUUCAGUGGUUCAUUUAAACUAGAACUACUAUUCUGAUGGCGCUCACAGUGGAUUAUGCCUAGCACUACAAAGAGUGAAAUUUCUUCCACCCGUUCAAGUGAAAUGAGAGCAACGAAAAAACUUUGCCAUCCCAUUAGUGGGUGAGUUCUCUCAAAUAAAGCUUCACUGACCCUCGUCAAGGCGACGAUUGGCUGGUGUAUAGAUACUGGCAGUACGGCAAAAUAGGUUACGAGGCGGAGAGGAGGCGAAUAGUUUUCCAUAUAAUUAAGUCGUCCGGCUACCGGAUAAGUGUCUUCAUUAUCGGAAAGUUGCGUUCGGAACAGUAAAUUAGCAAUGAUUCACCAUCAGCCGGCGAAAUACCACACGAAUCCUUUGACACAUUUUCUCAACUUACACAACUCACAUGCCACAGCGGCAGCGGCAGCGGCAGCCGCCGCCGCAGCAGCUGCAGCCCUGGACCAGCAUCAUCAGAUGCAUCACCAACAACUCCAUCCACACCAUGCGAAGCUAGACGAUGAUCUAAAUCUACUCAAUAAUAAUAACGACGAACGUGUGGGUGGUAUUUGUGAUCGGACUCGGGAGCUAGUGGGGCUCGAAACUGGAUUGGAUAUCGAGAAUACCGAUACUCAAACUCAAACGAGCGAUGCUGAAAAUAAUAACAUAGACAUUAUCGACAACGAUGAAGAUGAAUGUGAGGAAGAAUCUCUUAGAAAUGACCACAACCAUUCAACACCGGAUGUAACUCCGCUAGAUGCCGACGGUAUUGGCAAAUCAUUUACAAUAGCCGCCAUUUUGGGGCUGAAAAAAAAGCACAACGUCGAUGGGGCAAACCACUUUAGUGAUGUCAUAAACCUUUCACUGAAUAAUCAUGAUGAUAGUAGGUCUGCUUUCGCCCAGCGAGCAAGUCGCGAAUCAGAAUUAUCCUCACCCCUAGAGGGUGGCAGCACAAACCAAUCUAACCUUCACAUAUCACAAUCGCCACAAAGUGGCAUCAAUAGCAGCUUAGCAGCACUUCAAACAUUACACCACAUUCAUGGUACUUCCGGCGGCUUCACGCCACACCAAUUCCAUCAACAUCAUGCCGCUGCUGCUGCUGCUACCGGCGGUAUUGGAGCUAAUGGAAAUGUCACCAGCAAUGGUAUUCAAUCGUUACACCACACUUUGCAGCAACACGCUUCUCAACACAUUCAUUCCCACCAAGGACUUUCGGGACAUCUCGGAGGUCACCCAAAUCAGUCAUCGCAACAGCAGCAACAACAGCAGCAUCUGCCCAACAGCCAUACCCACCCGCAUCCUCACCAUCAUCCCCACCAUCAUCAUCAUCACCAUCACCAUUUGGCGAUGGCGGCACAUCAUCAUGCGCAGAAUCAUAAUCGGGAGAAAUUCAAAGAUCUGAGCAAGAAAUCUGCACUGUCAACCUCGGCAGCUCUGAAAAGCAAACGUGUGCGAACCAUCUUCACUCCGGAGCAGCUUGAAAGACUGGAGGCUGAAUUUGAACGUCAACAAUAUAUGGUUGGCCCGGAGCGACUAUAUUUGGCGCAUACCCUGCAGCUUACAGAGGCACAGGUCAAGGUGUGGUUUCAAAACCGACGGAUAAAAUGGCGUAAACACCAUUUGGAAAUCACUCAACAGCGCCUAGCUCUGAUACGACAACGGCAGAUUGCCAACGGUGUAGUUCCGUCCCAAAUUGGUUCAACUGGAGAACAUGCGGCUUCCCCGCCAGCUGGCGGAACGCUUCAAACUAUGGCCGGAGGACGCACGGUACUCGAUACAUCCGGUGCGGGUACUGAUUCACCGGAACUGACCAUCUGUACAGAUUCACUAGAUGCAAGAAGCGUUAGUGAGAGCGAUGAUUGAAAAUAUAUCGAACUAUUGAAAAACAAGUGUGGUGAGCGCUGCAGCGCAGUGCAAGAAACUUAAAAAAAUGUAAUUUAAUACAGGGACUAUCCUAGACAUUGUAGAUGUUGGAUAAUUAUUGGCGUAGAUUGUAUAAGUAGUCACGAGUAUAUUUGAAA